Messenger RNA from Anolis sagrei ordinatus, 4440 nucleotides. The record is from RefSeq and is a predicted model, not a curated record. Lineage: Eukaryota; Metazoa; Chordata; Lepidosauria; Squamata; Anolidae.
GGGGAACACCCUGGCUGUAGGGACAGCUGUCAAAGGGAGAGAAAGAAGAGCAAAGCUUCUUGGGAUGAGCCCAUUGGCAAAACCAGACCUGAUGCUGAAUUGACAAACUGCAGCAUCUCCAGAGUUUGUGAUGAACCAAAGUCCAGGGAUCAAAAGUCUACCGUAGUCAACAGCCAGUCCAAAGAUUUAAGGUUCCAGGAUUCUAAGAGUUCAGGAGACAGGUAACCUCUGAAUGAACCUUGAGAAGAACACUUCCCUUUGUCUUAGGUCAGGAAUGAAAUUACAGCACUCACAAGAAAUAACUUGGAGAAAUUAUAUUUCAAGCUCCAUAGCUGUGCAUUCAAGGAGGAAAGGGAGGAUUGUGCUGUAAAAAGUGGGGCUUGGUAAUUUAUUUAUUCAAAUGGACUAGAGCAUUACAAGGACUGAGAAGAGGAAAUCAGGAGAAUAUUUCUGUGAUCUUCGGGCAUAAUAUUUGAAUCAUAAAUAUAAAAGAAUGGAAAAUCUCCAAUCCUUGUCAAAACCACACACAGGGGAGAAGCAACAAAAUUGUAUGGACUGUGUGAAAUGUUUCACUGGGGGAAGUUCUCUUACUAUACAUCAACGAACUCACAUAGGAAAGAAGCCAUAUACAUGCAUGGAAUGUGGAAAGAACUUCAGUCGGAGUGACAGUCUGCGUUCCCAUCAAAGGACCCACACAGGAGAGAAGCCGUAUAAAUGCAUGGAAUGUGGAAAGAGCUACAGCGAGAGAGGAAAUCUGCGUUCCCAUCAAAGGAUCCAUACAGGAGAGAAGCCGCAUUACUGCAUGGAAUGUGGAAAGAGCUUUUUUCAGAGUGGAAAUCUGCGUUCCCAUCAAAGGACCCACACAGGAGAGAAGCCGCAUUACUGCAUGGAAUGUGGAAAGAGUUUCAGUCAUAGUGGAGAUCUGCACUCCCAUGAAAGGGUCCACACAGGGGAGAAGCCACAUAACUGUAUGGAAUGUGGAAAGAGCUUCAGUCAGAGUUCACAUCUGCGUACCCAUCAAAGGACCCACACAGGGGAGAAGCUGCAUCACUGCAUGGAAUGUGGAAGGAGCUUCAGUGAGAGUGUAAAUCUGCGUAUCCAUCAAAGGAUCCACACAGGGGAGAAGCCACAUAAAUGCAUGGAAUGUGGAAAGAACUUUAUUCAGAGUGGACAUCUGCGUUCCCAUCAAAGGACCCACACAGGUGAAAAACCACAUAAAUGCAUUGAAUGUGGAAAGAGCUUCAGUCACAGUGCGAGUAUGCGCAGCCAUCAAAGGACCCACAUAAGGGAAAGUGCAGUAGACAUCAGAGAGCUCACACACAGCUAGAGGAGACCUGCCUGUAUGUUUCCAAGGGUCCCAGUAGACAAAAAAUUGGGAUGAUGGACAGAAAAAGAAGGCUGCCAACCUUCUCUCUAUCUGUCAUGUGCAGCAGAUCGUGUGGUCUGGCUUUACUGGUUUUGUGUUCAGGUCUCUCCACAGAGGAGGAUUUUUCUCUGUAUUGCAGCCAGUUUAGAAGGGGUUAACCUGACCUUUACCUCCUCAAGAAAAGCAUUGCAGGCUUCUGGAAUGAUCUGAGAAGGCUUUCUGAAAUGAGCAGCAGCUGAGAUCUCAUGACAAAAGGGUUCUGGAAAGGAACAGCUCUUUUUUAGCAGAUAACAUUGUACAUCUUGCCUGGAUCUUGGCUCUGCUGCCCCUCGGAUCGAAUUCUGGACUCUGGCCUUGUUCCUGUCAUCCUGUUCUGGACUCUGUUGUACCCUGAGUUAUCGUUGACUUCAAAGUCUGGACUGACUACUUGAUUUAUGGACUUGGACUUCAGUUUGCAUCUCUGCCUAUCUGGCUUGACUUUGGAAUUCUGACUUCGGUUUGUAGUCUUGCAUUCUUGGUUGUUAUUUUAUGAACUGUGGUGAAUGCAUUCCUUACAUCUGACUGUUGGACUGUGAACUUGGCAAAUAUUUGUAUCUUUCUAAAUUAUGUGGUCAUACUGUUAAUUCUAAGCUUCUUUGGGUCUCCUUCAGGAGAGAUACAGCGGGCUAUACAUAGAUAAACAUAAUAACAACAAGUGUGUAGAGUAAUCCCCGUCAAAGUGUGAGUCUGCAUUCCCAUCAAAGGACCCAAACACCCCGAGAGCCUUACAGUAAUCCAGAUGGGUUCUAACUAAGAUGUGUACUACCAUGGCCAAAUCUGAUGUCUCAAGGUAUGCGUGCAUUGGUGCACAAGUUUUAAUUGUGCGAAAUCUUUUGUGGCCACCCCCAAUACCUGGGUUCCAGGGUCAGCGAUGAGUCCAGGAUCACCCCCAGACUGCAAACCGUAUCUUCAGGGGAGUGUGACUCCAUCCAACACAGGCCGUCAUCCCACACCCUGAUCUGUCUCCCAACUGACCAGGAGUACUUCUAUUUGGUCUGGAUUUACUAUCAGCUUGUUAGGUUUCAUCCAGUCCAUCACUGAUGAAAAGAGUGAUAGAGUUGGGUGUCGUCGGCAUAAAUUUGACACCAAACUCCAAAACUCUGGAUGAUCUCUCCUGGCGGUUUCAUGUAAAUGUUAGAUAGCCUGAGGGAGAACAUUCAACCCUGAGGGACACCCCCGGCCAGGGAGUCGAACAGGAGCCCCCCCCCCAGCACCACCAUCUGGGUCUGACCUUCCAGGAAGGACGGCUUGCUAUCUGCCAUUGGUUAGACGCCUUGCCAUAAUUGUCUGCGUAUGUAAUCCACCACCAUCCCUGUUGUGUGAAGUUCCCAUUGUGUUUGUGAGUAUAUGAAGAGAAGACCUGUAAAUAGUUACACGUAGCAGAUAAAUCAAGCCUAAAACCUCCAUGGACUUUGGAUGAAAGUAUAUAUGACUGUACAAUUAAUGUUAUUGUUUAUGGUUUUAUAUUGUUGUUGUGAUAUUGAGGCAUCGAAUUGUUGCCAGUGUUAGCCACUCUGAGUCCCCCCUCGGGGGUUGAGAAGGGCGGGAUAGAAAUGUUUUUAAUAAAUAAAUAAAAGUCAGAACUCAAGAGUGUUGAUUUGAAGAGAUGAGCUACAUUAGAAGGCCUGUGACACUGUGACCAGGACUCUGCAGUGUUUUGGGGAUUGGAAUCAACUACUUGCCCCAUUGCAAAGUUGGAGGAGGCCAUGAGAGGAUUGCAUUCAUGUGCCUACCUAGCAGGAGAGUUGUGCGUGUUUUUACUCAGCUUCUCCUUUUCCACUCCUUGCUCACACUGACAAAGUAUGCAGGCCUCACCUAAACAAUAAAAAGAACGUCCUGAUGGUAAGAGCCGUUCAGUAGUGGAGUCUGCUCCCACCGGGAGUCCAUAAGAGUCUCCUUUGGAGGUUUCUAAGCAGAGACGGCAUGACCAUCUGUUGGGUGUUCUUUGGUUGUUUGUUCCUGCAUGGUCUGAUGAGGAUUGGCCCAUCCGCACACAAGCAGACCUGACUGGGAGGAGGAGGAGGAGAUGUGUGUCCUUCAGCCACAACACCCUUGACCCAGUGGGUCGUGGAGUCCAUCCCCGUUCUGCUCCAAGCAGCAUCUCCAGCGAGAGCAUCCUCCGCAGGUCGCUCUCCGGCCUCUUUUUGGGGUCAUCCAGGGAGAGGAACCCCCUCCUCUCUCGGCCCAUGCCUUCUCACCCAAAUAUAAGAAUCACAGAAUAGUAGAGUUGGAAGAGACUACGUGGGCCAUCUAGUCCACCCUCUUCUUCCAUGCCGGAAAAGCAGAAUCCCUUGGCAGAAUUCCAGCGGCCAGGUGAGCAAAGGCACGCUCAAAAUCCCAUUGGCUAUUUUGGCUGUUGGCGCAUCACACUGUUGGCUCAUGUUCAACUUUCUGUCCACUAAGACUCCAAGAUCUUUGUCAUGUGUAACUCUGUUGUUGAGCCAGGCACAACCCAUCCUGUCUCUGUGGAUUUCACUUCUUUCUGCCCAAGUGAAGUCUUCUCCUGGUUGGAAUUCAUUAUAUUAGUGUUGACCCAGCUUUCUCCUCUGUUGCGGUCACUGUGGAUUCUGGUCCUGCUGUGGUGAAAUGUGAAUUUUAACCUACAGUUAUGUAUAAUUGUAGAUAGGUGUUUAAAAGGGUAAGUAUUUAAAAUAGCAUAACUACUGUGUUGAGAAUAAGGAAUGUUUAGGCUUUUUAGUCUGUGAGGUCUAGAUAGGUCAAGUUGACUUAUUUAGAUUGGUAGUUAGUGAAUGAGCAGAAAGGGGGAGAGAACACCAGUAAGAAUCUUUAUUGCAACAGAAAUAACAUAAGGAAAGAAUAAGCUGUUACCUGAAGUGAUCUGUUAAGGAAAGAAACACAAUUUGAAGGAAAAUAAGUUGAAAACCUGUCUAGUGGAAGGAAUAGUCCUCUUAAGAGUUGUUUUAUGAAAUGUUAUAAAUGUAACCUCUAAAGAAAUGUGCCUCUAAGAGUUAAGAAACAUUGAAACCAUUAAGCUUCUUCUAUACUUCAAUAAACUUGUUACAGUUUCUCUUAAA